CCUCUCUUUCUCCCUUUCUCUAUCUCGCUCAUGCUAAUCGUGUUUGAAAUAUGCCUCACAAACUACAGGUCAUUUCUGUGAAACUUUUAAUGAAUUAACACUGAAACUCAUCCGGAUAUGGGGUAAAAAGUGAAUCGCAUAAUUGUAAAACUAGUGCAAUAUAGUGAAAGGGUUGAAAUAUCGAUGCAGUGCACGAUAUUGGUGUGAAUGAAAGUCUUGGUCCGUUCCUUUCUACGUUGCAGAGACCACCCUUUGCACGAUUCAAGUUCCAUUGGUUGCUUUGACACUAUUUUUCCCAACACACACACGCAGCACGGUUAGGGAAAAGUGGACUGAACUAGAAUAGUGGAAAAGUUGUGUAAAAAGUGUAAACAUUUCCCAAAACACUCUGCUGGAGAGAAAUAUUAGCAAACGUGUAACACGGUACAAGUGAGGUCAAAUACAACCGAAACACGAAGGAAGGGAAAACCAUUCCCCGCUGUGUUGCCCUUCUUCUCGCGAUCAUCAUUGUGUGAAUCGAAUCGGUGACAAGAGAAGCUGCAGAAUCCGAAUUACGAAUACAAAUUCCGAUGCACACUGGAAACAAUGGCCUGUGGUAGUACCUCAUCGACAACGAGCAUGGAAUUGGUUCCGGCGGGUCCAACGAAUGUCGCAGCCGCAGCACGACCUUCACGCUUCACGAUGGAAGGUGUUGGGUCACGGGUCAUCCGUGGACCGGACUGGAAAUGGGGCAAGCAGGAUGGCGGCGAGGGACAUGUCGGUACGGUGCGCAACUUUGAGUCGCAGGAGGAGGUGGUCGUUGUUUGGGAUAAUGGAACCGCGGCCAACUAUCGGUGUGCCGGUGCGUACGAUCUGCGCAUACUGGACAGUGCACCGACGGGCAUUAAGCACGAAGGUACGAUGUGUGACACGUGCCGGCAGCAACCCAUUUUCGGCAUUCGUUGGAAGUGUGCCGAGUGUAACAACUACGACCUGUGCUCGAUCUGUUAUCACAGCGACAAGCAUCACUUGAGGCACCGGUUCCACCGUAUCACCACCCCGGGUGGUGAGAAAACGUUGCUGGAACCGCGCCGAAAGUCAAAGAAAAUAGCCGUCCGUGGAAUAUUUCCGAGCUCGCGCGUUGUGCGGGGCGUCGAUUGGCAGUGGGAGGAUCAGGACGGUGGUAACGGGCGGCGCGGUAAGGUGAACGAAAUCCAAGACUGGUCAUCGGCUUCACCGCGUUCGGCCGCAUAUGUUGUGUGGGACAAUGGAGCAAAAAAUUUGUACCGCGUCGGAUUCGAAGGUAUGGCCGAUCUAAAGGUAAUGAACGAUGCUAAGGGUAUGACCGUGUACCGCGAUCAUCUACCACUGUUGGGCGAGUAUGGACCAGGCCGGGCUCCGAACAACUUCCAGAUCGGCGAUCAGGUAACGGUGGAUCUGGACAUUGAGAUCGUACAGUCGCUACAGCAUGGACACGGCGGAUGGACGGAUGGCAUGUUCGAGUGUCUUAGCACAACCGGUACGGUGGUGGGCAUUGACGAGGACCAUGACAUUGUGGUCGCCUAUCCUAGCUCGCACCGUUGGACAUUCAAUCCGACCGUGCUAACGAUCGUUUCCUCACCAAUGAUGAUGCUAACCGACAACCAGCCGCAACAGUUCGCGGUUGGUGAUUUCGUGAAGAUUUGUAGCGAUCUGGAACGCAUCAAAAUUCUGCAGCGCGGACAUGGCGAAUGGGCGGAGGCGAUGGUACCGACACUUGGAAAAGUGGGUCGUGUUCAACAAGUGUAUCAUGACAACGAUCUGAAGGUGGAAGUUUGCAACACAUCCUGGACCUAUAAUCCACUUGCCGUGACAAAAGUUGCUUCUUCCUCCGAUGGUGCUACUGCUGUGACAACGAACGGCGAGCGUCUUUCGGCGAUACUGAAGAAGCUCUUCGAACCGCACACAUCGGGCGAUACCACCGAAGAGUUGGUAAAAGCCGCCGCCAACGGUGACAAAGCGAAGGUGGAAAAGUUUCUUACCGGUACGACCGAACAGAAUGUGACGCCAUCGUCCUCCAGCAUGGGCGAAGCACAGCCAGUCGUGAAGGUCGAUGUGAAUGGUGUGUUUGCGGGACAUACUGCCCUGCAAGCAGCAAGCCAGAAUGGACAUCUCGAGGUGAUCGAGGUACUGCUCCGACACAGCGCCGAUGUCGAGAUCGAGGAUAAGGACGGCGAUAGAGCCGUGCAUCAUGCAGCAUUCGGUGAUGAACCGGGCGUUAUGGGCAUGCUGGCGAAAGCCGGUGCUGAUCUGAACGCACGAAACAAACGCCGUCAAACGGCGCUUCACAUCGCUGUGAACAAGGGACACUUUAAUGUGGUAAAAACGCUGCUAGAGCUAAACUGUCAUCCGAGCUUGCAGGAUUCGGAAGGUGAUACGCCACUGCAUGAUGCGAUCUCGAAGGAGCACGAUAACAUGCUCGCACUGUUGCUCGAUAACGGUGCGGACAUAACGCUCACCAAUAACAAUGGCUUCAACGCGUUGCAUCACGCAGCGCUGAAGGGAAAUCCUAGUGCGAUGAAAGUUUUGCUGACGAAAACGAACCGUCUGUGGAUCGUGGAGGAGAAAAAAGAUGAUGGCUACACGGCCCUGCAUCUGGCCGCGCUGAACAAUCACGUAGAGAUCGCGGAACUGCUCGUACGCAUGGGCAAAGCGAACAUGGACUGCCAGAACGUGAAUCUGCAGACGGCGCUACAUCUUGCGGUCGAGCGACAGCACGUGCAGAUAGUGAAGCUGCUCGUGCGCGAGGGCGCCAAUCUUAACAUUCUCGACAAGGAUGGGGACACACCGUUGCAUGAGGCGCUGCGUCAUCAUACGCUGUCGCAAUUGCGGCAGCUGCAAGAUGUAGAAGGAUUUGGGAAAAUUCUAAUGGGAUUGAGGAAUAACACGGACAAAAAAGCGUCGGCAUCGAUUGCCUGUUUUCUAGCAGCGAACGGUGCAGAUUUGACGGUUAAGAAUCGAAAGCUGCAAACACCGUUGGAUCUGUGUCCCGAUCCGAAUCUCUGCAAAACGUUGAUCAAGUGCUAUAACGAGCGUAAAACGGACGAUAUGGACAUGAUCGCGGCUAGUGGCGUUGGCGUCGGUACAAGCAUGCAGCCGAAUGUGAUGCGAGCCGGUCUCCGAACGAAUGGCGGCGAACCGACCGCUUCGACGUCCGGUUCCGGCUGCAAUCCCGGCACGAGUGGUAUCAGUGCGGGUGGGCUGAAUCAUGCCCAGAUCGAUGCUACCCUGCUGAUGGGUUUGAGUAAAAUGUCGAUCCAACCGAGCGCGGCCGGUGAAGCGAAUACGAAUGUGAGCGUUAAUCAUAGUGCAAGUGGUAGUGGUGCCGUUGUCGGUGGCAGCAGUGGACCGCUGGACGAGUGUUUGCUCUGCUCGGACCAGAAGCGUGACACGGUGUUCAAACCGUGCGGGCACGUAGUGUGUUGCGAAAAUUGUGGACCACGCAUCAAGAAGUGUUUAAUCUGUCGCGAAUCGGUUCUAUCGCGCGAAAAGAUCGACGAGUGUCUCGUUUGCUCCGAUCGGAAGGCAUCGGUAUUCUUUAAACCGUGCGGUCAUAUGGUUGCGUGUGAGCAUUGUGCACCGAUCAUGAAGAAAUGCGUCCAGUGUCGUACGCAGCUCGAACAGAUGGUACCAUUGUCGGUGUGCAGUGGCGGACAGGGCAGUGUGAUUAACAUUCAGCAUCACGUGGACGAUGGUAAGAAGGAUCUGUUGCACAAUCAUAAUGCUUCGCAGCAGCAGCAGCAGCAGUUGUUGCAGGGCACGAACAAGGCGGGCCUUGGCGUUGCCAUGAACAACACAAUGUCACCGAAUGCCAGCUCUAUGGCGGGCGUAUCAGCAGGUGUGCUAGGUAAUAAUGGACUGCUUGCCGGAGGAGGAGGAGGAGCAGGAGGAGCAGGAGGAUGUGGUUCUUCCAGCAGCAACAACACAACGCCACUGACAACCACCAACAACACCUCGGUUGCGUCCGGUGUUGCGCCCAACAAUCUCAAUUUGGUGGACGACUUUCAAAAGCUACAGCAGCAACUGCAGGAUAUUAAGGAACAGACGAUGUGUCCGGUUUGUUUCGAUCGCAUCAAAAAUAUGGUUUUCCUGUGCGGUCAUGGAACGUGUCAGAUGUGCGGCGAUCAGAUCGACGGCUGCCCGAUCUGUCGGAAGACGGUGGAGAAACGUAUUCUUCUAUUCUAAGGCGGAAUGCUGCAGGAUAUAUUCCAUUCCAUGUAGAAUUUAAUUAUCGCAUUAGCUGAUACGCUCACUGUGUUACUGUUUGCAAAUAGGGUUAGUUAGCAGCUUUGCCCAUCAGUUUACAUUCAUUCUUAUUUUAGUCUUCCUUUAGCACAAAAAAACCGCCCGGCACCUAGGCCGCUAAUGAUGUGCACGGAUAUCACGGAUAUUUCCUAUUCGCUUGUGAGGCAAUGCGACACGAAAAGCUUUAGUGUGUUAUAUAGGAUGCAUUUUCUUUCCAUUUUCCAUUGCACAUUGAACGUUCUCGCGUUUUUUUAUUUUAAUUUAAAUUCUAUCCACUUCUACGCACCAAUGUUGUAGAAUCGUUAAUUAUACACCGAACAAAAGACACCCGAUCGCGUGCGUGAUCGGCAAGCAUGUUAUGGCAGACGCAUUUACUAUAUGUUGAACGUAUAAUGCUUAACGUGCUCACUGACUGUGGACCCGUUUCAUGUAAACGAAGCUCCCCGCGAAAGAAAUACAACAAAAUAAAUCGUUGUAGGUACAACUUUUGGAAAAACAA
Anopheles funestus (African malaria mosquito) is the source of this 4762-nucleotide messenger RNA. RefSeq names its product E3 ubiquitin-protein ligase mind-bomb (gene mib1). The transcript is spliced from 6 exons. Gene Ontology annotation, biological process: protein ubiquitination. Lineage: Eukaryota; Metazoa; Arthropoda; Insecta; Diptera; Culicidae. Gene Ontology annotation, molecular function: zinc ion binding; ubiquitin-protein transferase activity; protein binding. Gene Ontology annotation, cellular component: cytoplasm. The record is from RefSeq and is a predicted model, not a curated record. Bases 586 to 4203 code for a protein of 1205 amino acids.